CGCUGCGGCCAGGAUGGAGACCUUGGACAUGGAGGACGGCACGGAGGGACUGCUCACGGACGUGGGCUUCAUGUUCGACGCGUGUCUGGAGAAGGUCACGUGCCGCUACGAGUACGGCGCCAACAACGACGUGUCGGUGCUGCUCACGUACGCCAAGGAGGAGCCCGGCGCGCUGCAGUCCGGCCACUACGUGUGGCCCGCGGCGCCCGCGCUCUGCGAGUACCUGGCCGCGCACCGCGACGCCAUCCCGAGCGGCAACGUGGUGGAGCUGGGCGCCGGCUGCGGGCUCACGGGUCUGGCCGUGGCCCAGCUGCGGCCCGACGCCACCGUCAUCUUCACGGACCACGACCCGGGCGUGCUCAAGGUCAUCGAGCACAACACCGGCCAGCAGGAGCGCGCGCAGGCCACGUGCCUCACGCAGAGUCUGCGCUGGGGACCCGACGGUGCCAAGGAGAUCGAGGCGCUCGAGAGGUUGCAGACCGGCCCGGCGGGCAGCAAGCACGCCACAGAGCUGAUCGUCGGCUCGGACGUCAUCUACGCGCGCGAGGUGGUGCCGCUGCUCUUCUGGACUGUGGACAGGUUGCUGUCGCCCAGCGGCGUGUUCCUCAUGUGCUCGAGCUUCGGCUAUGACAAGGACACAGAGCGGGAGAUCGACGAGCAGAGCGCCAAGUGCGGGCUCAAGAGGGAGAUCAUCCAGUGCUCGCUCAGCCAGGGGGGCACGAGGAUCCAGUGCUUCACGCGGACAGCAACCAGGUAG
Molecule: messenger RNA, 757 nt
Organism: Phytophthora sojae
Lineage: Eukaryota; Oomycota; Peronosporomycetes; Peronosporales; Peronosporaceae
Exons: 1
Coding region: 14-757 (247 amino acids)
Source: RefSeq, a predicted model, not a curated record